This is a messenger RNA of Hydractinia symbiolongicarpus, 4083 nucleotides long. RefSeq lists its product as uncharacterized. The coding region runs from base 280 to 2514 and encodes 744 amino acids. The transcript has 16 exons. Lineage: Eukaryota; Metazoa; Cnidaria; Hydrozoa; Anthoathecata; Hydractiniidae. Gene Ontology annotation, biological process: signal transduction. The record is from RefSeq and is a predicted model, not a curated record.
AAGUCUGUCCUUAUCACCUUCUGCCAAGUCUUUCUCAGACUGCCUCUAGGCUUUGCCCCAGGAACUAUCAAGCCUCUACACUUUCUUACUUAAUUAUCCCCCUCCAUUCUUUCCAAGUGCCCCAGCCAAUUCAAUCUUCUUAUCUGGAUAAACAGAUUAAAUAUAUUAAAGUUGGGAAAAAACAGAAUGUAAAAACGUUUUUUGUUCUCUGUGUGUUUUUUCUACUGAACUAUCUAAUUUAGGCUUUUGUUUUAGUCUUUUUAUAAAAAAAAAUAAAGUAUGUCCACUGAAGAAAUUGCUGAUGUUCAGCAUGAUCAGGAGGUAUUCAGGAGCACCACUUUAAUUUUUCUCAGAGCACCAGAAGUAUGCUCUCCAGUGGUGCGAAGUCAACAUUCAAGAGUCAAAGUGACAAUGUGUGGACAUACAGGAAAAGUUAGAAAAGUGUUUGACAUUGAAAGAGAAUCCUUUAAAAAACUCUGUGAUAUUCCAAGCGAAUACUCAUGGGAUUAUAUGAAUGCUAGUCUUAGGAAUGUUUUCAAGUUUCUUCGUCGUGAUUAUGCAGUGAUAAGUAAAGAAUCGCUUGCAGAAAUCAUUCCUGCAUAUUGGUGUAAUGUAUUUAAAAACCUUCUCAAAGAUACAUGGACUGAAGUGGAUGAGGAUUUCUAUGAUCUUUUACAUUCAGAUAAUUAUUCCUGGAUGCAGUAUAUAGUUGAUCAUGCACUGGCUAAUAUAACCCCACCCGAACAGUUAAUGCUUGUUUCAUUUAUGGGCUUAAGCAUAGUAACAUAUGUGACAGAUUUGGGGUAUGAACAGAUGCGACAAUGUGUUAGUAAUGACUUGUUGUAUUCAAUUUUCAAAUAUGUUUUUCCGCAUUUGCGAUGUUUCGACAAUAAAACGAACAAUGCACGAAGACUGCAAUCCUUGUGCUUAUUUGUUGUGUACAACUGUGCAAGAAACCCUGCUAACAGAAGUUCAUAUCGAAGCAGUUCUUUUCUUGAUGGUGCCCAAUUUUCGCAAUCUGGAAUUUCUUUGAAGGUGAAGGAUAAAGUUAUUUUUCCAAAUGAGAGCGUCUAUGAAAUACUGAUGAAUAUAUUUGAUGUAACCAAACAAGUGCUGACAAACACCAAAUUCCAGGAAGAUGUUGACAAGGAGUAUAUGCAAAACGUGCACAUUUUGGCUGUCCUUAGCUUGGCGUAUUUGUUUGAGGAAGGAGUUGAUGCCAUGCAAUUUUCAGCUACUGAUGAAAUUAUAAUUUAUCUACAGAGCAGUAUAUAUUCUGCUCUUAAGUCGCCAACUUUCAUCCAUUUGACUUUUUCGUUAGAAGAACUGUUAAACGGGUUGGAAAAGCUUGCUGUGAAUAAGGAUAACCAAGAGAGGAUGAUUACACACAGAGUACUUGUAUUAUUGUUAAAGGUCCUUCAACGCUCUGACCUUCCAAAUUUAGCAUGUGCAGCUGCUUUAAAAGUGCUAUGGCAGCUUUCCUUCAAUCAUGCUUCAAAAAUAAAAGAGACCUUAUUAGAUGUUAUUUGUGACCUUAAGGAACACAACAAUGAUAAUAUACGUGAAAACGCUGAAGGUGUUAUGUGGGAGUUGGAAGAUCGAGCAGAAAAAAAGAUCUCUACAUCUGGACCUCAGAAACACAUCAUGCUAAGCUAUUGUUGGGCUCAACAAGAUGUUGUCAAAAAAAUUGCUCUGCUGUUAAAAGAAAGUGGUUUCAAUUUGUGGCUUGAUAUUGACAAGAUGACAGGGUCAACAAUAGAUGCGAUGGCCGAGGCCGUUGAAAAUGCGACCAUAGUUUUAAUGUUUGUGUCUAGAAACUAUAAAGAGAGUGCUGCUUGUCAGUCAGAGGCAAAGUAUGCAUCGUACCGAGGGGUACUGAUAAUACCAAUUAUGCUGGAAAACAACUGGAAGCCUGAUGGUUGGCUCGGUUUAAUAAUUUGUACUUUGCUUUACUUUAAAUUCCCUGAAGAUAAUGAACUAGCAUUUUCAAGCAAAUAUCAUGAACUUCAUACAGAGAUUAUUAGAAGGUGCAAAGAGAAAGGUAUUGCUAUACCAGGAGCGAAGAAUGUGGCAACAUCAAGUGUGAAUGCCAUGCAUGUAAAUAAUUGGACUAAAGGACCAAAGGGAUCUUCCUUAGAACUUCAGAAUUGUGUAAGAAAGACAUAUGUGGAUGAGCAUGUCGAACCAAGUAUUGAAAACCUGGUUCAAGGGGGAAAUGAAGAUUACUUCAAAGAACUGGAUUCACUUUGUCCAACUAGUCAGAAGACCCCAAGUGGCAAUGCAAACAUGUGGAACAAGCAAGAAAUUUGUGAUUGGCUAGAACAAAAUAAGAUCGACAGAAACAAGUUUUCGUCCAACUUAACAUUGGAUGGUGAAUUGUUAAAAUUUCUUUAUGAACUACGGCUACAGCAUCCAGUACAGUUUUAUAAAUUCUUGGAAAACGAUUUGCAGCUGAAAUCUUUGGAGGACGUGUCAAGAUUUGUGAUUGGUUUGGGAAAGUUACAGUUUGAUUAAACCAAGAAUUUACCAGUAUUCCCAGCAGUGGUUAUACAGCAGCACAUGUCACACUAACAGUAUCGUUACCCCUCCAUAUUGUAUAAUGUCUACAUUUAUAUUGUGUUAGGACCAACAAUGAGUAUGUUUAUUAUUUUUUAUUGACAAUAUAUUUCAGGAUAAAAUGCUCUGCUUCUAUAUUCGUCUUUUGUAUUUAAAACCGGUUUGAUGUAAUUGAUCAUUAGCGCCUCAAGAGUCAUUAAAUGAUAAACGUUCCGUGUUGAUGAACAUAAAAUUGAUACAUUUUCCAUUGUUAAAAGAUUAUUGCAAUCGUCGAAAUGCUUUCCCACCGGACCAGUUCUUUUAUGUUUCUUAGGUCGUUUGAUUAAAUGUCGGCUCGUCUGACAUUUAAUCAAACGACUUAAGGAACAUAAAAGAACUGGUCCUGUGGGAAAGCAUUUCGACGAUUGCAAUAAUCUUUUAACAAUGGAAAAUGUAUCAAUUUUAUGUUCAUCAACACGGAACGUUUAUCAUUUAAUGACUCUUGAGGCGCUAAUGAUCAAUUACAUCAAACCGGUUUUAAAUACAAAAGACGAAUAUAGAAGCAGAGCAUUGGUAAUAAAAACUUAAUUACCUUACUCUCUUCUAAACUCGUUUUGUUUUUAGAUUUUCUUGUAAAUUUGAUUUGUUGUAGUGUGAGGUGUAGUUUAUGUAUGAUAUGUUGAAUAAUUUUAUACUUGUUUUUAACUGUUUUUAACAUUAUUUAUUUGCUUUUAGACCUGAGGAUGGAUAAUGUUUAUCCGAAAUAUAUUGUCAAUAAAAAAUAAUAAACAUACUCAUUGUUGGUCCUAAUAUUGGUAUUUUAUCGUGAAGCCACAAUGUUUUUAUCUUAUUCGUUAUUUAUAUUGUGUUAUGUGUAUCUUUUUAGUUAGUCUAAGCUUAGAAUCUUUUUCUCUUAAUCAUUAUAGAGAUUUUUAUGAUUAUUUUAUUAUGGUUAAGGUAUUUUUUAUUCUUUAAAGAGUUUUAAAUUUCGUAAAAAUGUUCAAUUCAGUUGAACAUGUAUUUUAAAUAUUUAAAGUUUCUGCAUUUUUGUAUGAAAAAAUUGUUAUUUAAUAUUUUUAUGUGUAUUUAAUUAUAAUCUUAACAUUUUAUAGCUACGAUUUUUGUAUUUUUGCAUGAAAAAAUUGUUGUUUAAUAUUUUGAUGUGUACUUAUUAUUUUGAUGUGUAUUUAUUAUAAUCUUAACAUUUUAUAGCUACGAUUUUGGUAUUUUUGCAUGAAAAAAUUGUUGUUUAAUAUUUUGAUGUAUACUUAUUAUUUUGAUGUGUAUUUAUUAAAAUCUUAACAUUUUAUAGCUGCGAUUUUCGUAUUUUUGCAUGAAAAAAUUGUUGUUUAAUAUUUUGAUGUAUACUUAUUAUUUUGAUGUGUAUUUAUUAAAAUCUUAACAUUUUAUAGCUGCGAUUUUGGUAUUUUUGCAUGAAAAAAUUGUUGUUUAAUAUUUUGAUGUAUACUUAUUAUUUUGAUGUGUAUUUAUUAAAAUCUUAACAUUUUAUAGCUGCUAUUUUUGCAUGAAAAAAUUGUUGUUUAAUGU